AGGCUAUACCUUCAAAUAAAGCCAUGCUUUUGCAAAUAAUAGUCACAAUGAAGGCUAUGCCUUGGUAUUGCGCUCUUCCAACACUUUCAGAAUACAUGGUUGAAAAAGGAUGGACCAGAUGUUUCUCUAGUAUAGCUGAAGUUGGUUGGCCAGCCUACAUUGCUUAUGUGACUAUAUAUAUGGUCUUUGUGGAGUUUGGAAUUUACUGGAUGCACAGAGAGUUGCAUGACAUAAAGCCAUUGUACAAAUAUCUUCAUGCAACACAUCAUAUCUACAAUAAGCAGAAUACACUGUCACCAUUUGCUGGACUGGCAUUCCAUCCAUUGGAUGGGAUACUGCAGGCGGUGCCACAUGUGAUAGCCCUCUUCCUUAUCCCGACCCAGUUUAUGACUCACAUACUUCUCCUAUUUGUUGAGGCUGUAUGGACGGCCAACAUUCAUGACUGCAUCCAUGGCAAAGUAUGGCCUGUCAUGGGCGCUGGCUACCACACAAUCCACCACACCACCUACCGCCACAACUAUGGUCAUUACACUAUAUGGAUGGACUGGAUGUUCGGAACUCUUCGUGAUCCUGAGGAAGACCCCAAGAAGGCAGAGUAAUGCAGGUCCGGUGUACUUCUGUAGCCCUUUGUUAGGAUCAGGCAGGCCAGGUACACCAGCUAAGUCUAAUGUUCUGUCUUUGGCUGUUGUAUGACCGCUCAGGAACUUUUUAAAGUUGCUGUGUAAAAAUUUAUGGAACCGCAGACUGAUGAGAAAAAAUUAAAUUAGAGGUUGUGGAUGAACGGCAGAUCAACCAUGCAUCAAUUUCCCUC
Molecule: messenger RNA, 811 nt
Organism: Elaeis guineensis (African oil palm)
Lineage: Eukaryota; Viridiplantae; Streptophyta; Magnoliopsida; Arecales; Arecaceae
Source: RefSeq, a predicted model, not a curated record